This is a messenger RNA of Impatiens glandulifera, 1653 nucleotides long. Its product is annotated as rho GTPase-activating protein 5-like. NCBI's taxonomy places the organism in Eukaryota, Viridiplantae, Streptophyta, Magnoliopsida, Ericales, Balsaminaceae. Gene Ontology annotation, biological process: signal transduction. The transcript has 3 exons. Gene Ontology annotation, molecular function: GTPase activator activity. Bases 233 to 1486 code for a protein of 417 amino acids. The record is from RefSeq and is a predicted model, not a curated record.
UUCUCUUUCCUAAACCCUUUCUUCUUCUUCUCUCUCUCUUCUGUAAAUAUAAAACACCAUUGAUGACUCAUAAAUGAAGAAGAUAAAGUUGGAAUGAUGUUUACCUCUCACCAUACUCUUUCUUUCCUUACCUUCAACUCAACUCCAUUCCAUUCAUUAAUCAUCUAGCUACCAUCUCCAAAAAGAGAACUUCUUUUCCUCAUCUUUCAUUAUCUUUAAUCCCAAACAAACCAUGACAGAAAUUUUCUUUCAUUCCCCAAAUCACUACUACUUAUCUUCAUCUUCAAGCUCCAUCAAUGGCAUCUUAAAUACCCAUUCAUCAUAUCCUGUAGCUGCUGAAUCAGAACAACAACAACUGUCUCUAUUAGCCCUUUUCAUUACCCUCUUUAGAAAAUCCUGUAAAACUGUCGAAACUGUUCAACAUCUCUCCAAAAUCCCAUCUUCAAUGGAGAUUGGAUUACCCACUAACGUUAGACAUGUAGCUCAUGUCACUUUUGAUCGAUUCAAUGGUUUUCUUGGUCUUCCUUCUGAAUUUGUACCCGAAAUCCCAUCAAGACCUCCCAGUGCCAGUGCGAGUGUAUUUGGAGUGUCAACUGAUUCAAUGCAACUAUCGUUUGAUUCAAGAGGGAACAUUGUGCCCACGAUUCUACUAAUGAUGCAGAGACGUUUAUACUUACAAGGUGGGUUACAGACAGAGGGGAUUUUUCGAAUAAACCCGGAAAAUGGAGAAGAAGAAGAUGUUCGUGAAGAAUUGAAUAGAGGGAUUAUACCUGAUGAUGUUGAUAUUCAUUGUUUAGCUGGUUUGAUUAAGGCUUGGUUUAGAGAAUUGCCUGAGGGUUUAUUGGAUUCGAUAUCGCCGGAAGAGAUAAUGGAAGCGAGAUCGGAAGAUGAUUGUUUGAAUCUUGUUAAACGGCUGCCGGCGAUGGAAGGUUCUCUUUUAAAUUGGACUGUUAAUUUAAUGGCGGAUGUUGCUGAGAUGGAACAUUUGAAUAAAAUGAAUCCUAGGAAUAUUGCUACUGUUUUUGCUCCAAACAUGACCCAAAUGGAUGAUCCAAUGACGGCAUUGGUAUAUGUUGUACAAGUGAUGAAUUUUCUAAAGAUUCUUAUUACCAAGAAUCUUAAAGAUCGAGAGAAAUUGGAAUUGGAAUCUAUUGUUGUUGUUUAUGACACGGAGCCACCGUCCUCCGAUGAACAAUCGCCGCUAAAACCGGCGGCUGGUUGCGAUGAAGAUGAGGGAAUACACGAAAACUCACCUAUAAAGAAGAUUGGAGUUGAUGAAAUUGGGAGUUUAUGUUCUUCAAGUAAGAUGAUGAUAAAUCAAAGGAGAAAAACAAACAACAAUAAGGGAAUUCAAUCGAGUAAUAUGAAUCAGAAGAAAGGAUGUUGUAAUAAUAAGAACAGAGAUGAUCGAAAAAGGGAAAUGAAUUUGGUUGAUCGUUUAAGUAGUUCAAGAACAGAUCUUAGGGUUCUUGAAGCCUGGCGAUGAUCAUGAUGAUUCAUUAGUUGUGAAUCUUAUGAAAAAAAACAUUUUGUGUGAAAUGUUGGUUUUGUAUAAUUUUUUUUUUUUAUAACUUGGUUUAUUUCUGGUUUUGGUUUUGUUAGUAGGAUUGAAGACACUUAUUUAAAUUUAAGCUAACCAUCUUUUCUAUUGUU